GUGAACAUAAGUUGCAUUUGGUUGGAGCUGUUGUUCUGCCUUACACGUUGCAAGGAACCUACUGACCUUGUCAGAUCUCUACGCAUCUACCUCUCGUGAAGCGCCCCGCCGCGGGCGGGCAAGCGGCCCGCCACUAUGGACUUCUUCGUUGGUAUUAAGGGCAAGGACUUUGUUAUGGUAUGCAGCGAUACCUCAGCUAGCCACUCCAUUAUCAGCAUUAAGCAGGACGAGGACAAGAUCGUGCCCAUUGACGACCACAAGGUCUUCUGCAUUGCGGGCGAGGCGGGAGAUCGUGUUAACUUUAGCGAAUACAUCAUUGCAAACGUCAAGCUGUAUGCGUUAAGAAACGAGACGGAGCUCAGCACCAAGUCGGUUGCCAACUACACGCGCGGGGAGCUUGCGGCCGCGUUGCGCAGCUCCCCCUACCAUUGCAACCUGCUACUGGCCGGGUACGACAAGGAGACCGGCCCGGCGCUGUACUGGAUGGACUACCUGGCCACCCUCAACAAGAUCAACACGGGGGGGACCGGAUACGGCUCCUACUUCACCCUCUCCCUGUUCGACAAGAUGUGGCACCCCGAGCUGACCCCCGACGAGGCGGUGGCCAUGAUUGAGGCCGGCAUUGCGGAGGUGAAGAAGCGGUUGGUGGUGGCGCCGCCGCACUACAUCAUCAAGAUAGUGGAUAAGGACGGGGUGAGGGUGGUGAAGAACGUGUGAGGGCUGGGAGGGUGAGCGGAGGGGGCGCGGUGCGAGAAGGAGGAGGAGGAAAUGGG
Astrephomene gubernaculifera is the source of this 773-nucleotide messenger RNA. The record is from the annotation of a GenBank genome assembly. NCBI's taxonomy places the organism in Eukaryota, Viridiplantae, Chlorophyta, Chlorophyceae, Chlamydomonadales, Astrephomenaceae.